AGAUAAGGUUUUAUAGAAGCGGUAAAGAGUGGGUUAAGGUAAAGUAAUAAUCAAUAAUCUUGACAAUGGCUAAUAAUGGCGAAUUACGGUUUCAAGAUCCAUUUCGUAUUUCUGAAUGGAAUGAAUUAGUUGGCUGGUUGUACGAAAAUUUCACUGAGGAACAACUUACAAACGUGGUGUUUCAUCUUAAAGAUGAUGAGUCAAUGGAAGUGGAUGAUGAAGAUAAUGCAAAAACUUUCGACAAAGUCUUCUAUGAUACUGUUGAUGGAGAUGAAGAUAAACUGCAGGCAGCUUUAAAAUUACAACAAGUUUUUAAGAAUUUGCAACUUCAUCAUGAGCUGGGUGAAAAUGUCACAGAUAAGAUACAGACGUUUAUUGGCCGUCUGAGAAAGUAUCUAAAAGGUUUUGAGGUGGAAACAAAACAGCUGUUUAUUGGAAGGGAAACUGAAUUGAAGCUUUUGAUAGACUUGAUAAACAACAAGGACAAUGAUAAUAAGCACCUCUUUGCUGUUUCCAUAUGUGGUAUUGGUGGACAAGGUAAAAGCUUACUAGCAAGACAGGUUUGCUGGAAGCUCAGCCAGGCAGAUGGCAUUUCUCCAUGGUAUGUGGUCAAGGCUGAUUUAAGAAACAAAAGAUCAACAAUAGAUGUGAUAAAAUCAUUGCUGGCAGAUGAUAAUGGGAAUUUUCCGAUGUACGGUGAACAAGAACAACUACAGAAUGUAUUGAUACAGGCUAUUCAUCGCAUUAACUCAGACAUUUUGUUUUGUUUAGAUGAUUGCGACCAAGUAUUAAAGUAUGAAAGUGAACAGUUUAUAAAGUUCCUGAAUGUUUUGGGAAAAGAAAGUAGCAAUACAGACCAUAAGAUAAGACUGCUGCUAACAACACGUGAGAAACUGCCAGGAAAUGGCACAAAAAUGGACAAAUAUACUCUCAAACUAUCACAGACAUUAGCAGAAGUGGAAUUGUGUGAACUUGAGCAGGCAGAUGCAGUAGAGUUGCUAAAAGCUUGUUCAAAUAAUCAGGAAAUUGAAUCAAAAAUUGCUGAAGCCAUAGUGAAGGACUGUGCAUGCUCACCAUUGGCUGUUUCAGUUGUUGCUGAACUGAUAAAAAUUGGAAAAUUUACUCCGGAACGUCUAGCAUUCCAUCUUACUAUUGAUAAGAAGAAUGUAACGAAAGCACUUAAAGUUGAUAAGUGUAUCAAGGAAGCAAUAGAUAAUUUAGAUGAAGAACACCAGAAUGCACUCGUUUCUCUGUCAGUGUUUCAGUCGACACCAUUUGAUCUUGAUGCUGCAAGCAUAAUCAUUGGAAUUACGGACACUCCUAUCAAAAACCUACUGCAAGAUAUGUAUAAUUGUCAUCUAUUGGAGGCAGAAGAACACCCUAGAAGAUCUAAAAAUGGUAUCUAUAAGGAACCAGAUGUUACAUACUCACUGCAUCCUCUUGUAUAUCGGUUUAUAUCGGAAUGGAAGAAGCCGGAGCACUUGAAACCUGCUUACCAGAAAUUUGUGUCUUAUUACCAGAGAUUCAUCAAUACAGUUGUCAGGUUACUUGAAUCCAGAUACUGGAAGGGACAACAGAAGCUCGAAAAACAUAAAGUGCAUAUUCUCAAAUUCUAUGAAAUAAUGUCUGAGCAACCCCAGUUGUUGAAAAGGCAUCCCAAAGAGACUGACAACAAUGGUGUUUUGUCUAAGAAAAGGAUAUCUGAUUUGGCAGACAUUCUACUUUGCCUAGUGCAAAACCGUCGAAUGUUUCAGUCUGAAGCAGACAGAGCAUUAAAGUCUGAUAACAAGGCAAUGUAUAUAUUCUGGAUGGUAGAAAAAGCUGAUGUUUUCUUGAUGCUGCAUGACAAAGUAGAUAUUGCCCUGGAAAUUCUGAAUGAGUUGGCGGAUAAAUAUCCAGCACUUCGAGAUUUUCGUGAAAAACCAGAUCACCUUGCAUUUGUACAUGGAAUGUUCCACAAAGUGAAGGGAUUAUGCCGAUGGAAGGAACGCUCAUAUGAGUCAUCUCUCAAUCACCUUCAUCUGGCCAUAAGGUUUUUUGAUAAGGUGUGUUGUCAGUAUCACAGUGGAAGGCAUAAUGACAAAACACCAUGUGAUAUCUUUGUAGCAAGGGUAAAAUGUUACAUUGGCCAGGUGUUCAUAGACAGUGGGGACUACAACAAAGCUGACCAAUUUUUAAGAGAAGGUCACUCGCUGGUUAGAAGCAUGGUACCGUCUAAACAUGGAGAAGAGGAUGAGUUGACUAAGGAUUUGCACUGGGAUAUACCAAGGUAUUACACGCACUAUGCCAGGAUUAAGCUUCUAAAGGCAAAGACAACUGAUGACAAACAAACCAGGGAUUAUCUGCUAGAUAAAGCUCUAGAAGAUUUAGAGAGAGGAAUUAAGUUAGAUGAACAGUUGAAACUGGAUUAUUUAGAUGGAUAUCUGGCGAAAUUUAAACUAAAGGCUGAUGUCAACAUAGAGAAGGGACUUUUGAUGGAAGCAUUACGCGACGCAAAUGAUGUGCUAGAUAAACGUCGUGAAAUCCUUCAGCCGCCGCAUACACACUACACAGAAAGUGUCUACCAGGUUGGAAGGAUCUAUAUGCUGCUUGGAAAUGAUUAUGACAAGAAAGGCGAAAAAGAGAGUGCUAAGAGUCACUGGAACUGUUCAAGUGAUUAUUUCAAGGAGCUAAAGGAUUGUCACUUGAAAGAUGGUGGGAUUUCUAUAGACAACCCAGUAUUUCAAGAUAUAAAGAGGGAUCAUAUACAAGUUAUGAUGCUAACAGGAACCAAUCGUAAUGUCAGACAGAUUCAGCGCUUCUACAAUGAUGUUGAGACAGGUGCGUAUGACCCAGAAAAAAAAUCUAGUAUCAAGUCAAUGAAGAAUAUGAUGUGGACACCAUUCGAAAUGUUGAAAAACUAUCUUGGUGGUGGUGGGAAGGAAUUUGGUGCCAAUGAUGAUAAAAUAACGCAAAUGGAAAAUCUUGCAAGAGACCAACAAGCCAGGAUGAUACGUGGCGAACCCAGUGGUGGUGCUCGGAGAGAUUCAGGCAUGGGACAUAGUAGUAGUGAUUUGGGUGAUAGCUUUUCAUCAGGGAGUGGAAGCAUGUCUGCCCACAUGGAGAGGAUGCAUCUCGAAAAAUCUCUAUCUUUAGAAGAUGAUGUAUUCCAAAAUUCUGGUGAACAUGAAACUGUUGAUGAUAAAAGAAAAAGGUUGUCAAAGAAACGUCAAAAAACAAUUGAUGAAGAUAGAGAACCGUAACAGGACUAUAUCAGUGUUGAUAUUACAUUUUAAUUUUGACUUACUGUGAUGAAUAUCACUUCAGAAUGACAGAUUAAGAUCAACAUUUUUGUGUCUUGGUCACCAUUGUUGUGUUAGUGGGGUGUACAUGCUCUAAACACCAUUUUCUAAAGGCUGAGGAAAACGGUCUCAAAGUUUCAUAAAAUUGAAAGUUUUCUGAUUUUGAAAAUGAAUUUCUUUUGUUAUAUUUGUUUCCAAGGUUUAGCUUGUUUGCAUUUUUUAUAUAGAGACAAGAGCAAAACUGUUUUAUUUUUAUAGUUAUAUCAAUUUUUGUAGACACCUUCUGCUUUAUAUGCACUUUUACACCAGAAGAUAUUGAUGAAACACUUGAUAUUGAUAUAGAGAAUUAUCAAAUACUUGUGCCUUGACUCGGAUAUGUAAUACAUAUUAAAUUCAUGACGAUUUGCUGGCUUCAUAAACUUGUUCAAUUUAUUCAAAACGAAAUCCUCACUCAUUUAAUAUACUAUUUUUAUUUAAGGGUAAUAUUUAAAACCAGGGACAUCAUGACUUUGAUUGUUAUAAAAUGUAUAUUUUGGAUGCUGCAGGGAGGGGGUUAGGACUAAACUACGAUUUUAAGGUCCAGACUUUGAUUUUAGUAUAGUCGUGUAUGUACAUUUUAAUGUUAGGUUUUUGUUAAUGUCAGUAUGUCAAUAUGUCUUUUUGUUUGUUUUUUUCUUUUAUUCAAAUUUAUGCUAGUGUGAAUUUUAUGAUUAUGCUUAGUUGAAUGAUGACGCAAGCAUAGAUUGUUAAUUAAU
Molecule: messenger RNA, 4036 nt
Organism: Ruditapes philippinarum (Manila clam)
Lineage: Eukaryota; Metazoa; Mollusca; Bivalvia; Venerida; Veneridae
Exons: 15
Coding region: 66-3242 (1058 amino acids)
Molecular function (GO): ADP binding; protein binding
Source: RefSeq, a predicted model, not a curated record